AAAAUAAAAUCACUUUUCACACAUUUUGCGUCGCGUGUUGUGUUAUGAAUAAAACUGUAACAAUGUUUAGUUAGAUAGUGUUAAAGUGAAUAAGUAAAUAUAUCUGAAAAUUAGGAAGUGAUUAGAAGCAAACUGUGAUCAGAAUGUAGCGCUUAGUCAAGUUCCCAAAUCCGCAAUCCUAUGUUAUUUUAUUGAUCUUUUGUUACACUGGACUGUAAAUAAAUAGAAACUGUUAAAAUGUCUGUGGUUAAAGGAAAAAUGAUGAAGAUGGAAGUCAUUCAAGUUGGUGAAUACGAAUUCACAAAACAAGAUAUUAUUGGACAUGGAGCCUUUGCUAUGGUAUACAAAGGAAGGAAGAGAAAGAACCCGUCGCAAUCGGUAGCCGUCAAAGUGGUGACCAAGAAGGGUAUCCAAAAAGCGUCAGAGAUCUUGGUCAAAGAAAUCAAGAUUUUGCGAGAGCUCACUGCUCUCCAUCAUACAAACCUCGUGGCCAUGCACGAUUGCAUGGAUAGCCCUGCCUAUGUUUACGUCGUCAUGGAGUACUGCAAUGGCGGCGAUUUGGCGGAUUAUCUGCAAGCGAAUCGGCUGCUAAGUGAGAGUACUAUCCGGCUGUUCUUGCGGCAGCUGGCAGAGGCCAUGCGCGCCAUUCAUGCAAAAGGCAUUGUACACCGCGACCUCAAGCCGCAGAAUAUUCUGCUCACACAUAAUGUCGCCCCACCGCGUACUCCCCACCCCUCAGAAAUGACACUGAAAAUAGCUGACUUUGGCUUUGCGAGGUUCCUCGAAGAAGGAAACAUGGCCGUCACUCUAUGCGGCUCUCCUAUGUACAUGGCACCCGAAGUAAUUAUGUCACUAAAGUACGACGCUAAAGCAGACUUGUGGAGCUUAGGCACGAUAGUUUAUCAGUGCUUAACUGGUAAAGCUCCUUUUCAAGCCACCACUCCGCAUGAACUAAAAGCGUUCUAUGAAAACAGCGUAGAUCUUCAGCCCAAGAUGCCAUCGGGAACCAGUCCAGAACUAUGUAAUCUCCUCAUUGGUCUACUGCGACGUAGCCCACGCGAGCGUAUGCCCUUCGAAGCCUUCUUCAACCAUCCGUUCCUACAACGGCCCCGAUAUACAUCGACGGGUGGUAGCAGCGGCAUGGGCGCGACGACGGCAAAUCCAAUGUCACGCGUGUCAAGUACGCCCCGGGUAGUGGCCCCCGCCCCCGCCCCCGCACCUACCCCCGCACCUGCCCCCGCGCCUGCACCGUUACCACAACAGCUCGCGGCACCGAAAAAAACACAUCCCACUUCAUCCGCCGAGUCGUCGGGCACGACUUGGGCGGACGACGACGGUUUUGUGAUGGUAGACGCGGAGGGCGGGUCGGGUGAGUGCUCGGCCUCCUCGGGCUCCGAGGCGACGCCGCGGCCCCGCUCCCUGCCGCUCCAGGCCGCACCGCCGCCCGCCAACCCUCCAGACACAGUACAAUACCGGAACACGAUCGAGCUAGCAUCGAAUAACACCGUGCCGCGCUCACAGCCGAUCGACGUGCGACGCGCCACCAGCCGAACGAACAACAUCGGCUCACUAUCACCGCCCACUGUACCAUUCACUAUGGGCACGCCGCGUCUUCGCCGCCGGAGUAGCAACUCUGGCAGCUCGCCGCCGCCAUCUUUGUGGCAGGUGUCGCCCACUAACGCCAGCCCCCUACGCAGAUCAGGUUCUUCGCCCCCGGUGUCACUGACGCUGAAGGCAUCAGGCGAGGGCGGCGGCAGUGGAUCACCGAAGCGCGGUGUGGCGCUCCCCGAUACGUUACUACGCGGCCUGAAGCUGCACCAGCCCGAUCCGCCCCUGCACAUACCCAAUCUACAAGAGGAAACCAUACUAGCGGAGGAGCACAGCAAGGUGUUCUCGCAGUUAAAUUUCGUCCUUAUGUUGGCUGAACUGCUAUCAGAGUUGGCGGUUUCCUGCGGUGCACCUAUAGCCGCGCUUAUGGAUGCCUCUGAUGAACGUUGCAACGAGAGCGUGCGUCUCGGUCUGCUCGUGCAGGCGAUGCAAGCGCUAGCGGCCGGUCUGAGACUCGCCGCCGCUCAUUACCGGAACCGCACGCUGCAGCCCACGCCUCAAGUCAGGAACGUGGUAUCUCUGAUGAACGGGAAGUACAAAUGCAUCGUCAAUGAGUCGAGGAGGCUCCAUGAAGCGGGUAUCACGCCCGCUGUCUGCGAUAAAAUCCUCUACGAACACGCCAUCGAACUGUGCCAAAUGGCAGCGAUCGAGGAGUUGUUUGGUGACGUGAAGGAGUGCGAGCGACGUUACAUGUCCGCGCAAGUGUUGCUGCACUCUCUAGUGCAGAGACAUCCUCUGCAUCCAGCACACCGCACCACACUAUCUAAAUAUCGGGAUGCUGUUCAAAGGCGGCUAAAUUGCCUCAAAGGGCCGCGUAAAAUAAUGGAAGUGAAACUCGAGGCUGGGAUCUCAUAAUGCAAUAAGCGAGUAAACAUAGGCGUAAGCACAGUAGAUGCAACAUGAGAAGUGAUUUUAUUUUGUUCUAUGAAACUGACUCAGUGUAGCUGAGGGACAACAUAAUAAAAAAAUGUAAAAUGGAGUAAGUGAAUUAUAUAAAUUACAAAAAAAAGAAAUCAUUGUACACAAAAUGUUCUGAAAUGAUUGAAGAUUACUUGAGAUUGCAAUAGUGAACUAUAUUUUUUAUAUGAAGUGAAGUAACAGAGUAUAGAGAAAAGAUCAUGCAAGUUGUAGUAUAAUAAUCGCCUAGGAAAUGUUACAACUCGAAAAAUUGAGACGAUAAUAGCUUUGAAAUUAAUACGAUAUAGACUAUAUAUAGCUGUGUGUUUGCAUUCUUUCUUGAAAAAAUGGUUGUUUGUAUUCAUAAGGUUUGUAAUUGUACUACAAUUUCCAUUGUGAGGAGUUAUCGUAAACUGAACGACAAAGUUUCAGUAACUUGUAACAUAUUUUUCAGUCCUCCCUCGUGGUGUAGAAUUAACUUACAAAACAUUAAAAAAUAACAAAAAGAGUAGAAACGUAGUAUUUUUUCCAAAUAAGUCUCAUAGGUAAAGUUUUAUUAUUACCUACUGUAGUGUUAUUAUGUGGAAUGAAAUUAUUAAGUAUAUAUCUCAAUAUAGACAUAAUGCUAUAGAGAUCUCAUUAUCGACCAAUAAAAAUAAUUAUGGCAUUUUUAGGUUAAGCUACAAAUUAUGUACUAGUAUUUCUUUAAAAUAACUGAAUUAAUGUUUUUACUUUUAUGCCCUCAAGUCAUUAUUACUUUUUUAUUUGACAAAUUGUGAUCAUAAUAUGUAUUCUCACCUCAUAGUGUCCAAUGCUUUAUUGAAAUAAGAAUAAAGACUGUUGUAUUA
Diatraea saccharalis (sugarcane borer) is the source of this 3353-nucleotide messenger RNA. Lineage: Eukaryota; Metazoa; Arthropoda; Insecta; Lepidoptera; Crambidae. The record is from the annotation of a GenBank genome assembly.